Diaporthe amygdali is the source of this 1716-nucleotide messenger RNA. RefSeq names its product glycoside hydrolase family 32 protein. Bases 1 to 1716 code for a protein of 571 amino acids. The transcript has a single exon. NCBI's taxonomy places the organism in Eukaryota, Fungi, Ascomycota, Sordariomycetes, Diaporthales, Diaporthaceae. The record is from RefSeq and is a predicted model, not a curated record. Gene Ontology annotation, molecular function: sucrose alpha-glucosidase activity. Gene Ontology annotation, biological process: sucrose catabolic process. Gene Ontology annotation, cellular component: fungal-type vacuole.
AUGAAAGCAUCCGUGGGAAUAGCUUCAGCGGCACUGAUAGCCACCUCUGCUUUUGCGCAGGGCGUGCCUACUUAUGUCAACCCUGCCGUGCCAACAGGAACACCCGUUUCCGGCAACUACACUGGACCUCUGAGGCCUCAAGUCCACUUCUCUCCUCCGGAGCACUUCAUGAACGACCCCAAUGGUAUGUUUGUGGAUGCCGACGGGACGUACCAUCUUUACUACCAGUACAACCCAACGGGGACCGUCGCUGGCAACCAGCACUGGGGCCAUGCCACGAGCAAAGAUUUAUAUCACUGGGAGAACCAGCAGAUUGCCCUCUUCCCACCCGAGGAGAUGGUGUAUGUCUUCUCUGGAAGUGCAGUGGUGGACGCCAACAAUACGUCCGGGUUUUUUCCUGACCAGGACAAUGGCGUCGUGGCAAUUUUCACUCUGGCACGGUACUACGAAGACGGGUCAGCGGGUCCGCAGGUCCAGGCCAUCGCAUACUCCCAUGAUGGCGGCUACACCUUCGAGUACUACGACAACAACCCCGUCAUAAACAGCACAAGCACCCAGUUCCGAGAUCCAAAGGUUUUCUGGUACGAAGACCACUGGGUCGCCGUAAUUGCUUACGCACAAGAGUUUGUCGUCGGGGUAUUUACCAGCCCUGACCUAAAGACGUGGGAGCACGCCUCCAAUUUCUCUCACCACGGUCUUCUCGGCGCCCAGUACGAAUGCCCUAACCUGGUCAAGAUUCCCGUUCGCGACAGCAUCGGCGGCGAGGUUGUUGACGAGGCGUACGUUAUGGCCAUCUCUCUGCAGCCCGGUGCGCCAUUGGGAGGUUCGGUCACACAGUACUUCCCCGGCACAUUCAACGGGACACACUUCGAGACGAUCGACGAUGCAACGCGUCUCACCGACUUUGCCAAGGACAACUACGCAGCGCAGUAUUUCUACGGCCUGCCAGACGGGAGCAAUGCCAUCAACAUCGGUUGGGCAUCAAACUGGCAGUACGCACAGCAAGUCCCGACGGGAAACCUCGAAGGCUGGCGAAGCGCCAUGACUUUGCCGAGGGCUAACUAUCUGACCAACGCGACUCGCAUCGGUUGGGUUGUUGCGAACGAGCUGGUUGACCCCAGCCCGGUCCUCGAUACGCCGCUGAACACGACGACCUUCGAGGGCAACGGCUCCGUGGAGGUGGACUUCUCGUCAGUCGCGUCGAAUGCUUUAUACAUCGAAGCCAACGUGACCGGACUCAACUCGAGUACCAUCACUGGCUCUUCGACACUGAACCUUACCUUCACCUCAUCUACUUCCGGCGAGUCUUUGCGCUCGGGAUACUAUUUUGGCGGGGACCAGCCCUUCUUCGUGGACCGAGGGCACAUAUCAGGGUUCGACAACAUUUUCUUCACUGAUAAGUUUUCUGUGGCCGACGUAUGGAACACAUCUUCCGGCACCUGGAGAAUGCAGGCUGUCAUAGACAGGUCUAUUCUGGAGGUCUUUCUCGACGGUGGCGUCCACGCCGGGACCGUCUUAUUCUACCCUGAAGAGCCUCUGACGGCCCUGAGCCUGGAAACUGCCAGUCUCCCCGCUGGGGUAGAAGUGAGCGUCGCCAUAUGGGCACUGAAGAGUGCAUGGGCUGAAUAUGAAGAUGAUCAUGGCAUAGUCGUGGGCAAUGUGACAGACUCCGGCAAUACUACAAAAAGAGACAUAAUCUAUGAGGCUGCAUGGUAG